This is a messenger RNA of Paraglomus brasilianum, 807 nucleotides long. The record is from the annotation of a GenBank genome assembly. Lineage: Eukaryota; Fungi; Glomeromycota; Glomeromycetes; Paraglomerales; Paraglomeraceae.
AUGGCUACCAGAGUUUACAUCGGUCGUCUUCCAAGGGAUGCCCGUGAACGGGACGUUGAGAAACUGUUUCGGGGCUAUGGAAAUAUCAGGGAAAUCAAACUUAUGAAUGGCUUUGGCUUUGUGGAGUUCCGUGAUCAUCGUGACGCCGACGAUGUUGUAUAUACCUUCAACGGCAAGACCUUUUUGGGUGAGAAAUUGAUUGUCGAAUAUGCUCGUGGCGAGCGACGACGUCGUGAUCGGGAUGACCGUAGAGACAGAGACAGGGACGAUCGCAAAUACAAGGAUAAGGAUAGGGAUGAUCGUCGCCGGGACGACCGCGACCGCGAUCGUGGUGGGAGGCAUGUUGCACCAGUCCUGGAACAUCGGUUUGCUCCGCCUCAGAGAAAUCCGCAGUACCGGUUGAUUGUCGAGAACUUAUCCUCAAGCUGUAGCUGGCAGGAUUUGAAGGAUUUGAUGCGCAAGGCAGGCGACGUCACAUUUGCUGAUUGCCAUAAAGACCGCGAAGGAGAAGGUGUCGUUGAAUUCUCCUCAUAUGAGGACAUGAAGGCAGCGUUAAGGAAGUUUGAUGACACUGAACUGAAAGGAAAACAUAUUAUUCUGCGCGAGGCUCCUGAUAACGACACUGAGCGCGAUCGUCUAGGUCAAAGUCGGGAGGUCCCAAUGGCAAGGAACGCGGAUCUCGAUCGUCGUCUCCUCGACGUCCCCGUGAAGAGUCCCCUAGUCCGAAGAGAAGUCAAUCCAGAAGCAGUGACGGCAAUCGUGAAGAUGACAAGUGAGGAUGACUGGAAUAUGGAGGCCACUGGCUAG